Plasmodium coatneyi is the source of this 1611-nucleotide messenger RNA. Its product is annotated as SICA antigen. The transcript has 4 exons. Bases 1 to 1611 code for a protein of 536 amino acids. The record is from RefSeq and is a predicted model, not a curated record. NCBI's taxonomy places the organism in Eukaryota, Apicomplexa, Aconoidasida, Haemosporida, Plasmodiidae.
AUGGGGUACGAGUACACGUCUAAGAUGUUGGUAGCAUGGAUGAAGGCUAAGGGCGCAGAAACUCAGCGUGAAUUUGAAGCAAUAUGGGAUGAUUUUAAAAAAAUAUUCCAAGACGCCAUGAAGAAUGUGUACAGUGAUCAUGAUGUAAUUAACGAACUAUGUAGAGGAGAUGUAGACGGAGAAAAUGAAAAUUGGGAUAAUAAAGACAAGGAGUUGUGUAAAGUGAUGGUAAAAAUAUUUAUGUAUAUAAAUGGAAUAAAAACAUGGCCAUAUGACACAUUAAAAGGAAUAGAAAGUAAGGAAGGGCACGAACAGAUGGACUCGUAUUUCAGGUGUAUAAUAGGAAGAACAAUUAUGAUAAAGUGGUUGGGGGGUCACUGCAGGAGGAAAAAAGUUGCGAAAAUUGUUUUAGGGGCCGCCGGGGCCUGGAGAGGUAUGAGUAAAGUGGAAGAGCAUCAUAGGAAAUGUGAAGGUUUAGACUUUAAGAACAUGGGAAUUGCGGGGAAGUAUAUGUGGCCACGAGUGAAAGAAUGGGCUAAGAUGAGAGACAGGGGUAUAAGUAAAUUAGAGAGUGUGAAGAAGCAGGGGGAAUGUAGUGAGGGAAGUGAUGUAGGAAGAUUAGGAUCCCGUACUACGGCGGAAGAUGAGAAAUAUUUAACGGAAUUAUUUGGUGUAGGGAGUGAAAAGGAGUUGGACGAACUCAAAAAAUUAGCUGAAGAUGGAAAUAAGUGGGGAAAGGAGGAUUUGGAGGACGUUUUGAAGAAAGCGAAGGAAGCAGAGGAGGGGGGUGAAGGGGAAGAUUUCCUAGUAAGGAAGUUACAGGAGUCAUUGGGAGAACUAUAUGAGAGGAAAAAGGAAGAAUUUGAAAGGAACAAAGAGACGGAACAGGUCCCUGUACCACAACCAGACGGUAGGAAUGAAAACGACGAGGAGGAAGACGAAGAAGAAGAAUUAGACGAAGGAGCGGAGGAUGAGGAAGAUGAAGAAGCGCAAGAGGAGGAAGAUCGCAAACCUCCAUCUUCUGGUCCUCCACCUGCUCCUCCUGGUUCUGGGGGUGGUGGAGGGGGAGCGUCCAGUUUAGAAACACCCAAGCCUGCCAAACUUACUGCCAAGAUUAACAACCCCUUCCUUCCUUACAUCCCCCUUGUUCCUGCCACCAUUGGAAUCACUGUUAUGAGCUACUUACUUUGGAAGUACUUUGGAAUGCUUCGUAAAACAAGGAAACGUUACAGAAGAGCGCAUCAAGUACGUGGUCCAAACUUAGAUCAGCAGAUGGUUGACCAUGUCGAUGACCAGGCAGAUGGUCCACAAGUCUUAGACGAAUGUCAAAAAGGGGACCUGCAUUUGACGAAGGAAGGCUUUUUUGAAAUUUUGGUUGAAGAAUUUAUGGGAUCAAAAUUUAAGAAAGAGCAAAAUCUUCCUAAGGAAGUAGUUCCUAAGGAACAUGUUCCAAGUUCAGAUUCCGGGUUUAGGGAGGAAGACUUUGUUCCUGAGAAAAAUGUUCCUAUGGAACAGGUUCGAAGUUCAGAUUCCGGGUUUAGGGAAAGAAGACUUGGUUCCUCCGCAAUAUGUUCCUAUGGAACAGGUUCCGGGUUCAGAUUCCGGGUUUAG